AGUAUGUUGUUGGGUACGUCGUGGAGGACGACGAGCAGGCUAUCUACAGUAAGAGGCGCCUAGAUCGCCCAGUGAACCGGGACCAACCGGCGGGCGCCCAAGCGCAUGGACCCGGAGCCGGAAGCGGGCUGAGUGAUUUUCGGACAAGUUUUGUGGUUGUGGUCGUAGUGGGCAUUCGGUACUUGGGCUGUCCAUUCUAUCAUCAUUUCCUAGCUCAACAUUCUCAACUGGGGACGAUUGCAAGUCGUCCCCCUUUUCAUCCUGUCGGCUACCCAGGACACUUACAGUAACCACACUCCAUCGCCUCGAGGCAUCGCCACACGACCUCGUUCAAAGAGGAGGUUUUCCCUCCUGCCUCUCAGCAUGGCUUUAGGCGGGCUCAGUGCUGCCAUGUUCAGUGGUUCUUCCGUACUCUGGUCAUUUAACAUGGCCUUGCGGAAGGUCGACCUCCAAUCCAUGUUCUUUGCAUCCAUGUUCGUCGUCGUUUUGGUCGUCCUCGCCUAUCUCACCAACCCCUCUGAAACCUCAUUCCGGACUUAUCUUACUGAACAGUCCUUCCGUCAACACCUCAGACGUCUCGACGAUGACAAUCAGGACGAAUCGGAUGAUGGCGAAGACAACGGCGUACACUACACUCUGGCUCGCCGUUCUACUCCAAGCGCAAGCACACCCGGUCGGACGUACUCGGACUCUGGCUCCCCAUUCCACUUUGUCAAUCGUGCAUCCGUCUCUCUGCGAACGCCAAAACACGUCUUUCACAGCUUUGGAAUCUUCACUGUUGCUGCGAUCGUCCCCAACGGCUCUCGAUCGGACGGUGUUAAAGCGGACGGUUCUGGUCCACGGGUGUCGGACUCUUGGUACCUCGGUGCUUUUGGCAAAUGGUGGCGUGGAGGGUACAUGCAGUGUUGGUGGCUCGAGACGAUCGCAAACACCAAGGAUGCAGAACGCUGUAACUCGGGCAUCCUCGAUCUCAAAACUCUCGACAGCCUAGAAUGUUACGACGGUCUACCUUAUCCCGCCCCGGCCCUUCCACCUCACCUAACGAAUAAAGAAUCGACAUCAAAAUUGCGAGACUCUGCACGCUCAGGACAUCGAACGGCCAACUCGUCGGCGCGCAGUUCGACGCCACCUCCAUUGCCCAAAGGCGCUUCAUUACCCUUGCACGCACCUCGGCCGCCCACGACGCCCAGCAAAAGCGAUAAAGCGGUUGCGCCACGCCAUUCACCGCCAACUCUGCAAGCUCCCACUACCAAUGCUGCCCCCGUCGUCAAUGUCAAUGCCCCCGUUUUAAGUCCACAGCUUCAAAGUUCACCGUCUUCGCUCUUCGAUCAAUCUCCCGUGAUUUCGGAUAUCUUGCGUCAGAUCUCUGCAUCGAAUACUGUCGUGUGCGAGUUGCGCACUCAAUUGACUGAGUUUCAUUCCGCCGCAAACAAGUCACAUAGUGCGAUUCAGAACGACUUGGAGACUCAUCGGGAACGCAAGCGAACGGAAGAUGCUUCUCGCAACGAGCUUAAGACGCGCACCAAGACACUGGAAGACUCGAAGCGUUCUGCAGAAGCUGUCAAGCGAGAGGCAGAGAAGAAGCUGAAAGCGGCGGAAAGUGCACGUUCGAACGCGAGCGAGCGGAUCGAGCGGUUGGACAAGGAGAUUCUGCAGCUCAGAGACCGUAUGAACGAAGACGAGCGCGCGAUCGAGACUAUAGCCUCAGAAUCCACCAAGACCGAAACCGAGAUCCAAAACGAACUCGAACUGAAGCGCAAAGAGAUCAAGGUAGCCGAAGACGUCGUCGCGGCAUUAAACACUCGCGCAAAGGAGUUAGAGGAAAAGAUCGCAGCAGAGGAGGAGAGGCUUAAGAAGGCGAAGGAACAGGCAGAGUUGAGAAGACAGGAUCGAGCGUUUUAUCCGCUUCAUGUUGUGCAUUCUCAGCAGGCUUCUCCGACGAUGAGCCCGUGGUCCCCGAUCUCUGCUGCCACCCCGGAAUCUCUGCCUUCUGUCCCUGUCCAGGAUCCCCAUGCGAUUAUUCAUACUGACCGUUCGGCACAUAUCGACGUCUUCCCGCAGGCCCUUCAGAUCCCCCAUGCACAUCCGCGUGUUGGGACGAGGAGUAGAGAUGGUUCAGGGUCUUCGGGUAACAGUGGUCCUGUGGAUUUCAUUGCCUCUGCGUCUCCGAGACCUAGGAAGCUAUCAUUGGGCAUUAUAUCCAACUUCAGGGAGCACUCUCGAUCUAACGGCUCUGUCGCGAACGUGGAUAACACUCUGGUCACCCAUGCUGUCGGCACUCAAAUUGGUAUACGGCCUCCACCGAGUGGAUUCCCCAUGUUCGAUGAUGGCAUGUCCGCUCAUGGUCCUACGCGCUCUACACGGUUUUCACCUUUCGGCGAUAAUGAGGUUGAAGUCCCUCCUAUGGUUAUACACGACAUCGGCGCACCUUCACCAAUGAGUACUUCGUUGAUUCCUACAAGCUUGAUCCAAUCACUCGAAGUGUCCAGCGGAGUCGAGGACCUUUCACGGUCUUUCCAAUCCGACAGUGACGAUUUCUUGGAACGCGAUUGGCGCAAGGUGCACUCGUUCCCUGCUCAUCCUGUUGUUGACAGUCCUGGUUUCAGUUCUUCACCUACCUCUUUGAAUCAUCCCGGGUUCGACGGCGUGGAUAGAGAGGAUCCUUUUGAGAUCAGGCCUCCUCCUCCGUUGAGACAUAGGAUCACAGCGGAAUCGUUGGAUAUGCACGCUCUCAUGUUCCCGCAUCCCAAUCGGACUUCGUCGGACCCUCAACCAUUGGUGCGUUCCAGGACCAGAGAAUCGGAAGAGGAAAAAGCUGGUGGUGGCCAUCGACGAUGGUUCUCUUCUUCUCCCAAGGACCAUCACAAGGAAAAGAAAGGACUCAACCCCGAAGCCAAAGUCUUCCAGCUCAAGAAAUCACCUUCCCCUCUCGCCACUGGCAACAUCAUCUCUGCUCUAGAACGUCCUGAACAAUACGAUGUUGUCUCACCUCCGGUGCCUUCGAUGCCUUCAGUCCCACCUGCCUCGCACAUCAGCACUCAUUCACACCCACUCCCACCACCGCCCUCCUCCUCGACAAACAUGGACUCCAUAUUCUCGACACUCUCUAUGCGCGCAUUCGCACCUUCGCCUGCAGAGCGAGAGGCACUCACACGCGCGUUGGGGUCAUCUACGAAUACGAGUUUGGAGAGACUACCUACCUUGAGCGAAGUCUCCAUCGCUAGCAGCAUGCCUUCCUCUCCCUCCCAUGCCCAUGCCACCCAACGAUCUCCUCCAAUCCCAAAGGCGCAUCAUCGCGAUCAUCAGCAUCAGCAUACUGCUGCUGCUGCGAUGGCGGGGAUGGAGGGAGGGGUAGGUAUGUUGGCAGCAGCUGUCAAUGGGAGAUCAGGGUUACCUCCUGGUUUGGCGUGGUUGCAGAGUUUACCAAGGAUGCGGAAGCCGAAGUUUAGUCCGUGGGAUGACGAGGAGCCGACGUCUACAGCUACGGGGACGAUGAAUCUCAAUGGGCAGCAGCACACGAAUUUCUGAGGUGGUUUGCGUUGGUGGUGGUGCUGGUGCGGGGUAUGGGUGUAUGGGUCAAUCGUGUGCCGUGUAUGAUGAUUUGAAGUGUAACUCAGGGCAUUGGCGCGAGAGGUGUACAAAGAAGCUUUACAAAGUGGGUGCUGUGUGAUUGAGCGGGGAGGGAUGGGACAAGCAAAGGGGAAGCAAGCUGGCUGUGUGUGUUCUUAUUCGAAGGCUAGGGCUUAUUAUAACAAAUGCGACAGAGAAUGAUAUGUGUGACGAUUAUGAAAUGACAUAUUUAUCCCUAGCCUCUCCGAGAUGGUGGUGUCUCCAUGAGUGCUGUGCUCAAGAAGCGUUCCAAUUUCUUGGCCAGGUGCAGGUCUUAUUCUUGGGCUAACCAAUGGUGGUACUGCAGAAGUAUCACACCCUCAUGGAUUUGACGGCUUUGCUGCGGUGGAGAACCUCCAUCCGUCCUUCCGAGGCCGUGUGAGCUGUAGUGAACUAACUUUUACAUUGUCCUAUGAUCCCGUCGGUUUAAAUUUGGUCGACCGC
This is a messenger RNA of Somion occarium, 4053 nucleotides long. NCBI's taxonomy places the organism in Eukaryota, Fungi, Basidiomycota, Agaricomycetes, Polyporales, Cerrenaceae. The record is from the annotation of a GenBank genome assembly.